Messenger RNA from Anthostomella pinea, 555 nucleotides. NCBI's taxonomy places the organism in Eukaryota, Fungi, Ascomycota, Sordariomycetes, Xylariales, Xylariaceae. The record is from the annotation of a GenBank genome assembly.
AUGGCCCACCUCCCCCCACCAAACCACCGACCGGGUACGACGAACUCGAGCCGCGGGGCAGCAGCCCCAGGAACAACAGCAGCAGCAGCAACAGCGCGCGGGGGCAACACCAACAACAAUAACAACACAGCAGCCGGCGGUGGCGGUGACGGAGGCGUGCGCCGCAACCUCUUCCAGAGCCAUCUGAAGCGCCGCCCGACCCCGACGACCUCGUCCUCCAACUCGGCCGAGACGCUGCGGCUCGACGUCGACGUGCUGUCCGACACGUCCGAGAUCGUCAUCCGCGACAAUAAUGGCGACUUCGACGUCGGAGACCCGCCCAUGCCGCCGCUGGACGAUCCGGACGAGGUCGCGCUCGACGAUGCGCAGGAGAACGAACGGGAGAGGCAGAAACUGGCCGAGGCUGUCAGACACCAUCAGAUCAACCACACCAGGACGCCGGCUCAACCAGAAGAGGUGCUAGAAGUACUCAGGGCGAGCAUGAGGGCCAAAGUAGCUGCACUCGGCGAAGACAACUGGAUGUACGAGCCAGAGGAGCAAUCUUUGGCACAAUGA